UCAUUCCACAGUGAGACGCCGUCGCGAUCGCUAGUCUCGAGCGGAUCGAAUUCAAAUUUUAGAUAUUCACAACAAAUAUCGAAUAGAGACAAAACAGUUUAAAACCCAAAACGACUUUGAAUCCAUAAAAAUACAAGAACAUUAAAGAAGAGUUUCAGUUGCGUCAGAAUAAACUGUGCGUAGAAUUGACAACGGGGGAUGUGCGAAAAGGGAAUCGCAGAACUCAGAAUCCCAUGACGCCAUAUUUGUUUUUCAUCUUGUUUGUGUAAAGUGUUUGUGAGUGUUAACGACAACAACAGAAACAACCGAAUAGAGAGAGAGAGAAAGAGAGCGAAUCAUAGAUAUUUCUGUGUGUAAAGCAAAAAUUUCGAAAUUCAACAGAAAUAUUAUCGAUUUGAGAAAAGUGAAACAAACAACUUCAGCAAGAUAAAUAUUCCGAAAAAAGUCAAUCUCGAGCGCGUGUUUUCUACUUGCUACGAUUAUGGCUGAGAGGGCAGCUUUGUGUGUGUGAUCGGUGAACAUGCAUGUGUUGUGUGUGAUGUGAUCGUGUGGAUCGUGUGUGUGUAAAUGCAUGUGUAUUGUUAGAGUGAAUGCGAAUAGCAGUGUAAGAAAUAUCCGCUUACCUAAGCGAACAAAAUUCUCUCUCGCGCGACAACGACGACGGCAACGGCGACGGCGACUUAAGAACCACAAUUGAAUACAGUAGAAAACCAACACACACACACACACAUAUAUACACAUAUAGAGUGUUAUACCUGAACGUGGCUAACACAUAAAGCAAAACCAGAAUAUCCACAUUGUUGUUCGUCGGUCUCGCGAUCGCGCCUACGUAACUUAACGUAACGUAACGUAUCGAAACGCAAUUAACGUAACGUAAGACGUUCAUUGUUGCUGACACAAUGGGCGACUCCACGCCCAUUUGCCGCUGCCGUGUGCUGUAUCUGGGCAGCGCUGUGCCCCGCCAGAGCAAAGAUGGCCUACAGGGCAUCCAGGAACCUCUGCGCAGCCUUUAUCCAUCCGAAGGCGCCGUCGGAGCCAAGGGCAUCGAUAGCUGGCUGAGCGUCUGGUCGAAUGGCAUACUGCUGGAGAAUGUCGACGAGAAUCUGAAGCAGAUCACACGUUUCUUUCCCAUCGAAUCGUUGCACUAUUGCGCAGCCGUGAGACAGGUUCUGAUACCGGAGCGCGGCAACUCGAAUCCGGAGCCGAAAUUUCUGCCGUUGGAUUCGCCAUUUGCUCGCAUGCCGCGCGCCCAGCACCCGCCCAUCUUUGCAGCCAUACUGCGUCGCACCACCGGCAUCAAGGUGCUCGAGUGCCACGUCUUCAUUUGCAAGCGCGAGGCGGCCGCCAAUGCUCUAGUCAGAUGCUGCUUCCACGCCUAUGCGGACAACUCGUAUGCCCGCCAGCUGGAAACGGGCAGCACCGGUGGCGGUGGCAGCAGUGUCUAUGGCACGCUCAAGAGUGGCGCCGGCAGCAAAUCGAACGGGGAUCUGACCAGCGUGGGUCUCACCAAUGGCAAUGGCAAUGGCAAUGGACUGCAUCAUCAUCACCAUUUAGCCGGACAGAAUAGCUGGAGAUCGCGUGCGGGCAGCACGACAACUCUGAAUAGCUUGGGACGGCAAUCGAAUGGUCAUGUGUUGAAUGGAUCGGGGAUGGGCAUGAAUGGCGGCAGCACUGGCAGCGCCGCUGAGGGUUAUACAUCAGUCAAGAAUUUUUAUGGCAGCAGUGCGGAUCUAAAUGUUACCGUCGAUGAUGGCGAGGCGUCUGUGUACAAUGGCGACGAGAAUCACAAGGUAUGGAGCGGCUCACAGGAUCAGCUGGACAGCAUUGGCGCCGUGGAGAGUCCCUACGAACUGUUCGCCGGCAACACUUCAACGCUGGGCCGCCCGCUGCGAGCUCGCCAGAUCAGUGCACCCAUCGAUGUGCCACCGCCACCGGUGAAGGAGGAGCGCAAGAGCGGCAAGCGGGACAAGAAGUCAUCGAAGUCGAGUGGCAGCCAGAGCUUGUCUGGCACUCUGAUCCGACCAAAGCCCAUGCAUCCGGCAGCGAUGCAUCGCUCACAGAUGCACCCAGGCCCAGGACCAGGCGCCGCCGGAGCCGCCAGUGUCAUCUAUGGCCCGGUGUCGGGACCACACGCCGGCCGGCAAUAUCACACAAUUAGUCAUCGUGGCUUUCCGCCAGGACCCGGCGGUCCGCUGCCGCCACAUCAUGCGCAUCCACAUGCCCCGCAUCCACAUGCAGCUGCUGCUGCCGCCGCACAUCAUCAGCAGCAACAGCAUCACAUGAUGCAGCUGCAUCAUGCACAGCAAAUGGCGGGCAUGCCACCGCUGCAGAUACCCAUGAUGCUGCCACAGCAAUACGCCACGUUGCAGCCGUCGCGUUCCACCAGCAAAAAGAAGAAGAAGGACAAGAAGAAUGGUGGUGGCGGUGUACCUGUGGGCAUGCCCAUCGUGCCGCCCAUCUAUGCGUAUCAUCAGCAACAGGCGAUGGCCGGAGUGCCGCCACCUCCGAUGGCACAGUCACUGAUCGGCGAGCCACGACCGCUGAGCAUGUCCAGCCGCAAGUUGGCUGCCUCCAUGGGCAACGGUCUGGAUGAUUCGGGCAACUCGGGAGCCGAGUCUCCGUCGCCGGGUGGCACCGGGAUCUAUCGUCGCAAGGGGCAUCUGAAUGAGCGCGCCUUCAGCUACUCCAUACGCCAGGAGCAUCGCAGUCGCAGUCAUGGCUCGCUGGCCAGCCUGCAGUUCAAUCCGCCGGACAUGAAGAAGGAGCGUGAGAUCGCCCAGAUGGUCGCCGGUCUGGAUCUGAACGAUGGCGAACGUCGUUCGAUGGCUGGUCCGGGGCCGGCGACGCUGCAACGCAAACAGCAGGCGGGCAUGGUGAAUGGCGGUGGUCCAGCGGCGCAUCCGCAUGCGCAUCCCCAGCAUCAUCCACAUGCGAUAUACGGGCCAUUGGGGCCAGCGAGCAGUUUUGGCAAACCACGCAGAUAAGAGAGAUCAUUGAAGAUCGCGUUGAAAGCAUCUUGAAUUGCACAACAUUGAGAAGCGAUGCUGGUCAAAAGGAAAUAAAUAAUAAUAAAAUGGGGAAAUAUUUAGUGGAAUCGUAACAUGAAUAGCGACAAGAACAACAAAAAAAAAACAAAAAAACA
Drosophila sulfurigaster albostrigata is the source of this 3142-nucleotide messenger RNA. RefSeq lists its product as uncharacterized. The record is from RefSeq and is a predicted model, not a curated record. Lineage: Eukaryota; Metazoa; Arthropoda; Insecta; Diptera; Drosophilidae. The transcript has 2 exons. Bases 900 to 2984 code for a protein of 694 amino acids.